AUUCCCCGUUUUGACAGGACAGAAUGCCUGUCCUGUACCGGAAGAAGGGCAUGUGCUCUGACAUGCAAGUUGUGGAAAGAGGAACUUCGUACUCUCUCUGCCUCUGAAAUGUUUUUCGAGGCAUAUUUAAGCGUAGUUGAAGUGCGGUGACCCUGGUGAAGGUCAUUUGCUCUGACCAGCUUGCCAGGAUGCGUUUAUUUCUCAGUUUGAUAGUUGUUUCGGCGUUGCAGAAAUGGACCCAGGCGCAAAUACCCAGGAAAGCGGUGGCAUCGGUGGCCGAAGGUGACGCUCAUCUGUUCUCCGGUGGUUCGCUACUACUGACCUGUGACGUGCCAGAGGACCCAUCACCACUUUGGACGUUCGAAUGGUUCUUUAACGGCAAACCACUGGCUUCGGGCAUGUCGUAUCAGAUUUGGAAAGCCCGAGUACUUCAAAGUGGUAACUACACCUGUAUGGCUGUCAGGGAGACAGAGUUGAACCCGACGGGGAUCCUUGAGACGCAGCUCAGCGCCCCAUUACGCGUAGACAUUGACGGUGGGUGGAUUAUCCUGGAAGCACCCAGCAAACCAAUGAUCAUGGAGGAGACGAUGUCCCUGACGUGCCGCAUUCGAGGACAUCGUCGACCUGAAGUCAUUUUCUACCUGAAUGGCAGAGAGAUUUGGAGACAGAGGAACAGGACGCUGACUUUGCACCACCUCACUUUAGAGCAUGGAGGGCAAUACUCCUGCAGGGCCACGUGGGAAGUGCAGGGAUUGUACCAUUCGGCCGAGUCCACCGGUGUAGCAGUGACUGUCCUAGAAAUACUGACCACACCACAGCUGCUUGCGAGCAUAAUUCAAGGAAGGCAGAAGAAAAGGGACUUGAAGCUGACCUGUGUAACAGAGGUCAACACCAGAGCGUCUGCGGCCGUUCUUAUCCACUACUACUUCCUGAAGAACGACAUGCCACUGGGCCCAGCCACGUCGUACGGCACCAUCAUCAUCCCAGACGUGAGCGCCGAGGAUAGUGGCCAGUACAGCUGCAGGGUCUCUGUGCCCAUGCUGCGCAGAAUGAGUUGGAGCACCAAGGAGCAGGUGGACAUCCCAAGAAGCCGCUAAACAUGGAGGAGAGUACAGCACAUUACCGCUAAACAUGGAGGACAUUACAGCACAUUACCGCUAAACAUGGAGGACAUUACAGCACAUUACCGCUAAACAUGGAGGACAUUACAGCACAUUACAGUUCAAUUGAUUCAUUUAGUAGACAGUUUUAUCAAAAGUAGCUUUUAGUAGAAUGUAGAUUCAUGUUUUCAUCUCAUUUCAUGUGUGUGUGUGUGUGUGUGUGUGUGUGUGCGCACUUGUGUGUGUGCGUGUGUGUGUGUGUGUGUGUGUGUGCAUGCUCGCUCGCUCGCUCUGAGAGUAUCAAACCCAUGAGUGUGGUGGUGUUGUUAGUGUGGCUCCGCAGGUUCAGCUACAUGGUAGUGUAGUGGGUACGGAGCCCAAGGGUUUACAUGCAGUAGCCUGAACAGUGUUUCCCACAGAAUUGAAUUACAUUUGUGGUGGUUGGUUUGCAGAAUUAACUUGAAUGCAACAGUUUUUAACAAAUUGGCACAGCGUGGUUAUGAUGCUAUCCAGAUUUAAGCACAAUGUAGUACAACCUGGAAAAUCAUUGUGUGGUGGUCAAUGUUGAUAUCGUGGUGGGCUGCCACAAAUAAGUCAAUGUAACCUAUGGGAAACACUGCUGAAACCAGGCAAGUUGAGCUCUUAAGGCACUUAACCCGGAGUUGCUCCAGGGAGUCUGGCUCUGCAAUGAAUUGGCAUGGAAGUGGCUUUGGAUAAAAGCAUCAGCCAAUUGAGUGAAGGUAACGUCAUCUCUGCAGCGCACGGUGUGGCAUGUGGUAGCACCAUGUAACCAUCUCUGCAGCGCACGGUGUGGCAUGUGGUACCACCAUGUAACCAUCUCUGCAGCGCACGGUGUGGCAUGUGGUACCACCAUGUCACCAUUUCUGCCAUCUCAAAGCUGUUCCACAAAUGCAGGUUGUAAGUUAAGAGGUCAUAACUGUGUUUUGUAUUUUUUGAGUAUUCACAUGUUCUUUGUUGUCAUAUUUGUCACACAUUUUAAACAUCAAGUUAUGAGUGAAUAUUUAUUGAUGGAAACGGUUAGUAAAUGUAUAAAAAAGACCCUAACUGUUGAGGAAUGUGGAAAUCAUAAGGGAAUAAAGAGUUUCAUGUAUAUUUUUUAGGGAUACUUGGAUCUUUGGUCACCACAUGGCUAUGGAUUAGUACAAAUGUACGGUUUGGUAAUUGAAAUUGUCUGUUAGUUUUUUUUUUUUUAGUGUGGAACAAAAUUAAGGUUAGGAACAUGUUCCCUAUUUGGUAGUUAAGUCCGACGUCACGGGUCCAACAGCUCUUUCAUCCAAAAACGUUUACAAGCACAGCUAGCCGCUUUUCUUAAAGGCUACUCUGAAUAGCGGAAACAAAUAGUUUAUUUUACGGCCUAUGGAACUAUACUGUAACUUAACUGUGACCUAUGUGGUCUACUAAGGAACUAUACUGUAACUUAACUGUGGAAAGCCUUCUCAGGGAUCAGUUGGACCCGGAAAAAUAAUUAACUGCAUCACAAAUUAUCAAGCGGAUUUCGUUGCAUUCCUUAUUCCUUGGCUGCUUAUGAAGCAAGAGUCUGGACUGUUAUAUUCACUGCUUUUUAUUUCAGAAGUGAACAGAAGUGAAGGCUUUUGUGUCCAUAGUACAGAAAUCCUGUUUGUUUUGACAAAGUUUUGAAGUUUAUCAGGGUGUAUGUUAUUUCUGUGGUUGAAAACAUAGGGGAAACUCUACAGGUCUAGUCUACUAUACAUCACUUUCUUCUUUAACUUAAUGAGGCAUCACAUUGCUAUAACAUCACAGGCAAGAGACUCAAUGCAUGAUUAUCAUUACACACAGAAAUCCAUAUUAUACAGGAUACUUUGAACAACACAGGCUACUGAAUAAAGGAUGCCUGCCAACUA
Messenger RNA from Alosa sapidissima (American shad), 2983 nucleotides. Its product is annotated as high affinity immunoglobulin gamma Fc receptor I-like. Gene Ontology annotation, biological process: cell surface receptor signaling pathway. Lineage: Eukaryota; Metazoa; Chordata; Actinopteri; Clupeiformes; Clupeidae. The coding region runs from base 189 to 1097 and encodes 302 amino acids. Gene Ontology annotation, molecular function: transmembrane signaling receptor activity. The record is from RefSeq and is a predicted model, not a curated record. The transcript has 5 exons.